UCGUCUUAUAACAAAUCCAAGCAAUCGAUGCUUUAAGAACGUCAAAGAAAAUUUUCAUUCCGUUCAACAAACGCUCAAGCAUUCGUCAGCCCAUCUAGCGAUCCGUCGGAGAAAAUCUCGAAAGUCCAGGUACGAAUUAACGAAAGCACCGCGAUGCCUGUCCACACCUGGCUCUGGGCGCAAUCGUUCCACAAAAUUCAAUUACUGGCGCAAUUGCGUUCCAUUGUGCCGAAACGCAGUCUUCACGGUCAAACUGUAGUCGGUGCGGAGAAAUGUUCCCGACCACCAUCCAGAGGAUUGGUCCUGGGAGUUUACGCCGAUGAGCACGACCGGGAAGACAACGGUCUGCUGACACCAACUGCCGCCAAGUAUAACGAGUCCUAUACGAACGGGGCCCUGAUGGAUAUGCUUCACCUGGCAGGGCCAUUACCGAAACGUGGUCAAACCAGGAUUUUCUUCAAUCUGGAACCGACCUACUCUGCGGUGGCGGUCUGUGGACUCGGCAAUGAAUGCCUUGGGUACGAUCCGACGGAAAAAUUGGACUUGUCGAAAGAAGCAAUCCGUAUAGCAGCAGCCGCGGGAUGUCGUGCUCUGCAAAAGCUGGAAACCAAUCGUAUCUACGUAGAAGACUUUGGCCACGCUGAGUCCGCAGCCGAAGGCGCUCACAUGGGCAUGUGGAUCAAUCAAAAGCUGAAGAAACCGGAAGAUCGUAAGUUCAUGCCACAACUUCAGUUAUACUACGAUCCGCAACUGCCCUGCGAUGCAAAUGGUUGGAAAAUUGGCCUUGCCAAGGCAGAAGCACAGAAUUUGGCAAGGGAACUGCAGGAAGCCCCAGCGAAUCAUAUGACUCCGACGACGUUCGCCCAAAAUGUCGUGCAAAUUUUGUGUAAUUCAGGUGUCAACGUGGAGGUUAAAGUGAGGAGUUGGGCAGAAAGUCAGGGAAUGACCUCGUUCUUAACCGUAGCCAAAGGAUCAUGCGAACCUCCAAUUUUCCUAGAAUUGAGCUAUUACGGAACCAACCUCAACGAAAGGCCAAUUGUGCUGGUUGGACAGGGCAACACCUAUGACAGUGGUGGUAUCUGUGCCAAGAAGCUUCACGCGCUCAAAGACAUGCGAGGGGAUAUGGCAGGAGCGGCCUGUGUCGUUGCAACAUGUCGUGCUAUUGCUGCCCUGAAACUGCCCGUCAAUAUCCGAGCUCUGAUUCCACUGUGCGAGCAUAUGAUUGGUUGCAAUGCGAUGAAAGCCGGAGAUGUAAUUCCAGUAAAGAAUGGAAAGAGCAUUGAAGUGGUCAAUACCGACUACGAAGGCCCUUUGGUGCUGGUAGAUGCCCUACUGUACGCGACCAGCUUUGGACCCAAAUACAUUGUGGACGUUUCGACGAUUUCAGAUCACGUCCAAAGUUCGUUCGGAAAAGUGUGCAGCGCUGUGUUCACCAAUUCAGAAGACCUAUGGCAACGUAUCAAGAAUGCAGGAGUUCACACCGGCGAUCGGGUUUGGCGGCUGCCCCUGUGGGAGUACUUCAGCCAGCAGAUGUGCUCGGUAGAGCACGUGGACGUCCAGAACUAUGGCAAAGGGGUGGGCGGAGAAGCAUGCAAAGCAGCAGCCUUUUUGCGCGAGUUUCUACCCUGCGGUCAGUGGAUGCACAUCGAUGCCCAUAACGUAAUGACUACCAAGGGCGAGGAUUACCCGUAUCUACGCCGGGGAAUGGCCGGGCGGCCGACGAGAACAUUAAUUGAGUUUAUUGCGCAGGCUUGCUGCAAGGAAAAAUUUAGCUCUCAUCAUUAGGAUACAUCUUAAAAUGUAUAGUUACAUGUAUUCUGGUAGUAUUUAUUGCAAGUUUAUUUUUUGGUGGAAUAAAUUGUUUGAGUAAAAUUUA
Aedes aegypti (yellow fever mosquito) is the source of this 1876-nucleotide messenger RNA. RefSeq names its product cytosol aminopeptidase. Bases 154 to 1785 code for a protein of 543 amino acids. The record is from RefSeq and is a predicted model, not a curated record. Gene Ontology annotation, cellular component: cytoplasm. Gene Ontology annotation, molecular function: metalloaminopeptidase activity; manganese ion binding. The transcript is spliced from 2 exons. Gene Ontology annotation, biological process: proteolysis. Lineage: Eukaryota; Metazoa; Arthropoda; Insecta; Diptera; Culicidae.